CUCUGAUUGGCAGAACUGCUGUCCUACCACAGGACACGGAGUGCAGGGUCACGUGACAGUCUGACAAGAGUGGAUGUACAGAGGGCCAGAAACACCGAGACAGCCGAUAUGGGUGAGGACAACAGCAGCAGCUGCUUGGAGACUUCCUUUUCUAAGGGCAUAGACCUUCACAAAAGAGUGCUCCAGUUUGUGGAAGAAAGAAUGCAAACCACCAUGUGGACAGGAAUAUUGAUAGGAGCCGCUGUGGCUCUGUUUAUUAUUGGAGUCGUUGUGUUCAUCGUCUACAAGAGAUAUAGGCAGUCCAAACAGCAGCAACCAGAGGUACCUCGUUACCGUUUUCGAAAGAGGGACAAAGUGAUGUUUUAUGGCCGGAAGAUUAUGAGAAAGGUCACAACGCUGCCCAACACUUUGGUAGGGAAUACAGUUUCAAGAACCAGAGUAAGAAAAAAAGUGAAAGUCUUCACACUAGCUAAAAGGAUACUUCGUUUUAAGAAGGAAUAUCCAACCUUGCAGAAGAAAGAACCUCCCCCCUCUCUACUGGAAGCAGAUCUCACAGAGUUUGAUGUUAAAAAUUCUCACUUGCCAUCAGAAGUUCUUUACAUGUUAAAGAAUGUGCG
Messenger RNA from Nanorana parkeri, 617 nucleotides. Its product is annotated as patatin-like phospholipase domain-containing protein 7. The record is from RefSeq and is a predicted model, not a curated record. The transcript is spliced from 7 exons. NCBI's taxonomy places the organism in Eukaryota, Metazoa, Chordata, Amphibia, Anura, Dicroglossidae. The annotation marks the transcript as partial.